AUGGGGCUACGAUGUCCAUCAAGCCCUCAUGAUCGGAAAGCCACCGACACGUAUGCUGCGUUACGCGAGCAGAUGGAUUCGUCUGGGAAGGGAGAUCCGAUCGCUUGGGGGUCAGCGCGGUUUGGCAGGGAAGCGACGGACCCGCAUGCAAAGCUUUCGGGGGGUCACGCGGUUCAGGUGAAAAUCGAGGGAGCAACGAAGCGGCACGAACCCUCGGCCGCCGCAGCAGCCAAUGACGGUGUGGAGGAGGUGUGUGGGGCGAAUUCCUUGGGUGAAUGUGGCGGCGGUGUGGAAGGCUCCAUGUGGGAUGUACGGGAUAGCAAGGGAGAAGGAGGAGACUUGAAAAUGGAUCCAGCGACUAAGGAGGGGAGGGGCGAGAGCAUGGGCACACCUGGCGCAUCCAGUCGGCCCAACGUGGCUGGCGGCAAGACGGUGGAGCAGCUCAUGCGGGAGCUUGCCCAGCGGGAUCGCGAAAUUGCGGCACUCAAGGCAAGGCCAGGAGCCAAAGGACCUGUCAACCCUGCACCCCUCCAGCCCCUGUUCAUGGCGCUGCUUGUCUG
This is a messenger RNA of Closterium sp. NIES-65, 560 nucleotides long. The record is from the annotation of a GenBank genome assembly. NCBI's taxonomy places the organism in Eukaryota, Viridiplantae, Streptophyta, Zygnematophyceae, Desmidiales, Closteriaceae.